AUUUCCGGUGACGCGCGCGAAACGCGGGAAUUUUGAAACCGUUCGCGCUUUUUUUUGCAUUUAAACUACUAACUAGGGCUUAUUUUAUAAAUUUAAUAGUUUUUUUUAGCACAGGGGUUUAGGGUGAGUGUAAAAAUUAAGCACAAAUUAACGGAAAAUGUUUUAAAAUACAUGAAAGUCGUACUUACAAGCCCCGAGGCCUAACGAAUGUACUAUCGACAAUUGUACUAAUGGGGGCUAUCAGUGCACAAACCCCCAAUUUUUAACGUUAUAAAGCAGCUUUCAGAAGCGAAACUAAUAUGGGGUAGCCAAUAAACCCUGAGGAGCCUUAUUACACCCUUAAAACCCCCUCAAACAACCCAACUGAAUAAAAAAAAGGCAAUUUAUCAAUUGUACAACGCCAAGUACACCGAAAAAACCGCACAUGGGAGCUCCGACGACCUUGAAAAAAAACGUAAAUAUAACCUGAAUGUUUCCCAGGAAGCCCCUUUUGAAUUUCUGGUUGAAUAGCGCGUUUCGGGGCUCCCAAAUGAGCGUUUUCGUGCAAAAACUGAACCCCCUGACCGGCCAGAACGACUGGACGAUGCAGAACGAGGACUACGACUACCAUCAGGAGGUGGCCAGGUCGGCCUUCGCUGACAUGCUACACGACACCGAGAGGAAUCAGCUGUACGAAAAAGCCCUAAAAAGAGCCAUUGACCAAAUGCACUCCUUAGGUAAAAAAGCCAAAGUUCUAGACAUAGGUACGGGGACAGGGUUGCUCUCAAUGAUGGCAGCCAGGAAUGGUGCCGACCACAUAACCGCUUGUGAGGCCUUUAAGCCUAUGAGCCAGUGUGCUUUGAAGAUAAUUGAUUUAAACGGGUUCAAAGAUAAAAUUAAAGUUAUCCCCAAAAGGUCUACUGAUUUAACUGUGGGGGAGCAAGGGGAUUUGGGGGAGAGAUGCAAUAUUUUAGUUACCGAGGUCUUUGACACCGAAUUAAUUGGGGAAGGGGCUUUAUCAACCUUCGAUCAUGCUCAUAAGAACUUAUUGGAGAAGGAGUGCAUCGUUAUACCAGAUAAUGCAACCAUUUUUGCCCAGGUGGUCGAGUGCCCCCUCGCCCAAAACUGGAACAAACUCAAGGACAUUUACAAUGAUGACCUUGAGCUUCUUCUAAAGGUGCCGGAGACUAUUAAAAAAUGCCCAGGCUCCGCUGCUGUCCACGACAUCCAACUGAGCCAGCUCCCCUUGUCGUCAUUUAACACCCUUGUACCGCCCACUCCAGUUUUAAAAUUUGACUGGUCAGGCAAGACCCCGUUUAUCUUCAAAAGGUCCACAAUUAACACUGUAAAGAGUCUCAGGGAUGGAACCGCCCAAGUGGUUUUCAUGUGGUGGGAGCUUCAGAUGGACUUUUUGGGGGAGCAUGUGCUCAGUUGCGCCCCGUUUUGGGCCCACCCCAAGUCCAAGGGGGCUCUGACCACUGAAAUACCUUGGAGGGACCACUGGAUGCAGGCCAUUUACUAUUUACCCCAAGAAGUCAGAGUAAAAAAGGACCAAGAGCUUCACCUCAUUAGUUGCCACGACGAGUAUUCCCUCUGGUUCAACCUCACCACCCACCUAAAAUUAUCGCCUGAACACUACCUAAACCCCGUCUGCGAAUGCGGUUUGCACGUGGCCUUUUCCAGAACGAGAAUCGGCCAAUUAAACGACUCGAAACGUAAUAAAACUUACGUGAAAAUACUGGAGAAACACGUAAAACCGGACAGUAAAAUCCUCUUUUUAAGUGACGGGUUUUAUUGCGGAUUGGUGGCCUCCAAACUGGGCGCAUCCAAACUGUAUUUCCUGGACACCAAUUUGCUCUCCAGAAGGGUUUUGAAGGACUUUAUAAAGUACAAUAACAUCGAAAAUGCCGUGAUUGUGGAACAAGCGGAAGAUUUAAGGGAAAUCGACAUGAAUGGGGUCACCAUUGUCUUCGGGGAACCCUAUUUUAGCAGCAGCAUUUUACCCUGGGAUAACUUGUAUUUCAUGUAUUUAAAUAAAAGCAUUAAGAAAAUCUUGCAUAACGAGGUGAAGAUUUUCCCCAAAAAAUGUGUGGUCAAGGGUGUCGCGGUGAGGUUCGACGAUUUGCACAAGAUUAGGACUCCGUUAGGGACCUGCGAGGGUUUUUCGAUGAGGAACUUUGACGAUUUGAUUCUGGAAUCCAGUGGGAUCAGCGACGAUAACGUCGAGGCACAGCCCUUGUGGGAGUAUCCAGCUACGGCGCUGUGUGAGGCAGCUACCAUAGCUGAGAUAAGUCUGGAUGAAGAAGUGAGGACUCUCAUUGAGACUGAGGGAACCUUUACUAUUGAAUGUGAUCUCCGAUGCAACGGGGUCGUCCUAUGGGUGGAAUGGCACCUGGACGACACCCUAAAGACAAUAAUUUCAACUGGACCCACAGCACCCAUCGAAAUAGGGAAGAAAAUCCCCUGGGACAUGUACACCAGACAGGGAGUCAAUUUGUUCCAGGAAAAACCCUCGAAAACCCUCUUGUACGGUUUUAAUUUUAAUAUUUCGGAUGGAAAUAUCAGUUUUAGGGUGAAAUCUUGAUGCUAAUAAAGGAGGUGUUGUUUA
Molecule: messenger RNA, 2587 nt
Organism: Anthonomus grandis grandis
Lineage: Eukaryota; Metazoa; Arthropoda; Insecta; Coleoptera; Curculionidae
Gene: Art7
Product: protein arginine N-methyltransferase 7
Exons: 6
Coding region: 470-2563 (697 amino acids)
Biological process (GO): peptidyl-arginine methylation
Molecular function (GO): protein-arginine omega-N monomethyltransferase activity
Source: RefSeq, a predicted model, not a curated record